CUCUGGAAGCGCGCGUGGUCGGUUCGAUUCGGUUUAACGGGGCAUCAAAAGGAGCCCGUUGAUCCGUAUGUAGUAGUUCAGUUGGGAGGCGUGAAGGAUUACACUUUGUAGCAGUCUCAAGUGAUUUUUGGUUGACGCCAAUGUGUGAUAGUUUUUUUUACAGUAGCUUGUAAACGAGUGUCGAAAGGAUUAGAGUAUGAAUGUAAGGGAAAUGCAAACACAUUCUAGGCGCGCCUACUCAAGUUGAACAUCACAGUGCUAAUUCUUUACCAAGUCAAAACAGGAUCUCCACUACGAGAGAUAGCUGUGUAAAGUGCUUAUACACUUUUGGUGACCGUGUGGUUUAAUCGCCCUAAACAGGAGCAGUGUAAAAAUGACGGAUCUCACACUGAACAGUUCGCUGCUGGAGAGAUUUGCGGAUCUUGAAAAUGCAAGCAACACUUUGACGGAUUUCAGCUUGGGAAAUAUAACGAAGGUCAUGGCCAAGCCGUGUGGAAAACCAUGCCAUAUCGUUAUAGGUUUAUCGUACCUUUUCGGCUGCGCCGGUAGUCUGAUAGCGCUCAUUUAUCUCUGGCAGAGAAAAAACGUGCGGAAUACCAAACAUUCCUUAAUGUUAAAAUGUUUACUCACCAACGAUCUGAUCGGAUUAACGGGCAUGUUUGUGCAGAUGUACCUGCAGUCUUAUCUGCCGAAGCAGCUCAUCAAAGAGAACAUGCACUAUUUUUGCAUUUUCCGGGUAGUUUGGCGUGUGUUCGGCAUCAGUUCCGGCUGCGUUGCCUUCGUCAUGGCGCUCGAACGGUACAUAGCUCUUACGAAGCCGUUCUUCUAUCAUAAGCAUGUGUCCGAUAAAAUGAUCAGAAGGUCGAUUUUCCUGCUCUGGGCAAUCGGGGCAUUCUUCACUUUCCUCCCACUGUUUGGCUUCGGAGUCUACUACAAUGAGACCGAGCAGGAUUGUGUCCGAUACAGGGAAGCCACGGACCCGACAGACGUCGCCUACGCGUAUUUAUUCUUCGCAGUUGGAAUCAUACUUUGCAUCGGCAUCGUCAUCUGUAAUCUGAGUGUGCGAAAGGUUUUGUACCAAUCACACCAUAAAAUGCGCCGCCAGUUUCGCUCCGUCCAGCCGACUCCGAUGCUAGAGCGCUCCACAACCCGAAUUUCCCAGAAAUCGGCCAGCUUCACUGAUUCCUCCAUCUUUCGCAUGAUGGGCGAGCCCACGACGGAGGAAAUUCGAUUCGCCAAGCUGAUGACGUUCCUUAGCAUUAGUUUUUUGGCUUGCUGGCUUCCCCAGAUGGUUACGAUACUGUUAUCCCAGCUGCUGGAGAAGAAAUUACAAGCUCGCUUUAGUUGGUUUUUCCGCUUGUCGGACAUCCUAAUUCUGUUACAUUUCAUGCUUGACCCUUACAUCUACGUGCUGCUGAGACAAAGCGGCAGAAGCGACCUUCGGACCAUGAUCCGGUACGUGUUCAGUCGGAAUCAGUUCAACAUCGUGGAAAUGGCCCUAAGUCCCAUACAAAAGUCGAUCAACUCAUCCCCUCUGCCGUAGGCCGGAGUUAACCAAAGAAAAAAAAACGACACUAACCCAAACCAACCGAAAACCAAAUAAACAACCAAAGUCAAGUACACUUGUUUUUACCCAUUUGUCUCCUCUAUCCUAGGUUGGCGUGGCCGGCGCGCAAAGCUUCCGCGAAGGAAAAAGGACGGGACACGGUAACCACUACGGAUACAAGUGACUGACACGGGAAAAAAAGCUUUUCUCAGAAAGAAACAACUUUUUGAAGUAUUUGUUGCUGGUUUUUUGGAUGUAAUUCUGAGCUGCGAAAAAUAAUAGCAUCGAGCAAACAUAUUUUGAUACGAUCCGUAUAUACUCCAUUGCAAUUUAUUGUUCGCUUUGAUGGGAGGAGUUUAAAGUUGUACAGGAGUCAUCAAAACAGAAACUGUGCGUUUGAAUGUGAUCGAACGUUGUCAAACAACAACCACGUUACCAGAUAAAAUGUAUUUUAUAUUA
This is a messenger RNA of Wyeomyia smithii (pitcher-plant mosquito), 2005 nucleotides long. RefSeq names its product prostaglandin E2 receptor EP4 subtype. Gene Ontology annotation, biological process: positive regulation of cytosolic calcium ion concentration; inflammatory response; adenylate cyclase-activating G protein-coupled receptor signaling pathway. Gene Ontology annotation, molecular function: G protein-coupled receptor activity. The record is from RefSeq and is a predicted model, not a curated record. The coding region runs from base 374 to 1543 and encodes 389 amino acids. The transcript is spliced from 5 exons. NCBI's taxonomy places the organism in Eukaryota, Metazoa, Arthropoda, Insecta, Diptera, Culicidae. Gene Ontology annotation, cellular component: plasma membrane.